UCCUUUACACACGCUCGCGAGUGCAAUCAGAAAAUUAAUAUAAAGUUUCGAUAUGGGUCGUGAUAGGAAAAAGUCUAAGAAGUCCAAAAAGUCUCGCAAGAGGAAGAGGGACAAGAAAUUAGAGAGAAUUUUCGAAGAAUUACAACAUCUACGUAAUAGGAGGAACGAAAGAUCACCUUCAAGGUCGAGUAACACGAGGCGUUCGAACGACAACGUUGACGGCGAGCAGAACCCGAGAGGUCUGUCACGUCACAGUCGGGACCGAUCACGGUCAAUUUCGAUCAACAGGGGAACCCAAAAUGAAUUGUAUAAAAAACCAAAAGACAACAGAAUUGACGGUGAGCGUGACCCGAGAGGCACGUCACGUCAUAGUCGUCGCAGGCGUCGUUCUCCGUCUUCAUCCCCAUCUUCAUCCUCGUCUAGCACCUCCAGAUCAUCUUCAUCGGAUUCAUCAUCAAGCGGCUCGAGCUCUAACGCUUCGACCGAUCCAGUAAAAGCCUCACGAAAGCGGCGUAGGUUGCGUUCACGCGAAAGAACGAACUCUCCCGAACAUUUACGACAACAGCCGGAAAUCGAAAACCCGACCAUUGACGCCGAAACACUUAACCUAUUGGGUAGUGUGAACGAAAAUAUUAAAUUCGGCCCAGAAUUAAAUAAAAAAUUAGUCGAUGUAUGGGAAAAUAUAUUAAAAGCAGGGCUUUCCAAGGAUAUAAGGAAAGAGCUUAUUGAAAAGUACCCAACUGCUAUCAAUUGCAAAAUAUUGCAAUCUCCAAAACUCAACCCAGAAAUAAAAUCUGUCAUAGGACAAUUGUCUCUAAAAAAGGACAGCUUUCAGGUCCUCAACCAAAACCAGCUAAGCGCUGGAGUAAUAGCCUUGGGAACGUGCUUGUCAGAACUUCUGUCAAAACCACAAGCCGAAAUAAAUGUUUCCCAGCUAAUAGUCUUAUUAGCAGACGCAGGGAGAAUUUUAACCGAUUUACACCACAGGAUCUCGUUAACCCGUCGAUCUUUUAUCACGCCGGGAUUAAAUCAACUCGUUAAAAACGUCGCCGAAGAUUGUGACGUAGAUACUUUGCUCUACGGAGAAAAAUUCACUGAAAAACUGAGUGCGGCCAAAAGUGCCGAAAAAUCCGGCAAGGAUAUCGCAAAGCCGUCAACAAAAACACCAAUCGAAAAGAAAAGAGUAUACCCGAAGGAAGCAUAUCCUCGUCCUUUAAACUACCGAGGUCCCCCCAAAAGGAGCUUCAAGGAAACUCGCCAGGGAGGACAUCAGAAGGAACAGCGGAAUCGCCUUUACGAGAAACCUCGUCGUUAGAACAAGGAGACGCAUCCACUGGCGAACAAGCUUACCCUGGUAGCAGGUCUUUUAUCAGGGAAGCUUUUUUAGCACAAGGAAUUCCGGAGGCUUCAAUUCCACUCACACUUCAAUCAUUAUCAACCAGUACCAUCCAGCAGUACAACAAACCCUUGAGGUUGUGGUGGAACCACUGUAAAACGAAGGGAAUAUCAAUGUUCGAAGCCCCGGUCCAGGAUGUCUUAAAUUUUUUAACGUCAUUAUCCGAAUCAAUAAAAACAUACGGCACUCUAAACAGUUACCGCUCCGCCGUAUCUCUUGUUUUAAAGUACGACCUUGGAAGUAACCCCUUGGUCAAAAGAUAUUGUAAAGGUUUUUCAAUCGCCAAACCUUCACGUGCAAAAUAUAAAGACAUAUGGGACCCCGACAUCGUCUUGCGGUACCUAGAGGAACUCGGUCCUAACGAAGAAUUAAAUUUAGAAACUAUAACUAAAAAAUUGUUAACUCUCCUUGCGUUGUCUACCGCUCAGCGGUUACAGACUCUGGUAAAAAUAGAUAUUCAUAAUAUUAAAAUUCAUAAUAAUGAAAUAAAAAUUUACAUUCCGGAUAGGAUUAAAACGUCCAAGAUAGGGAAAGAGCAACCUUUGUUGCGCUUUCCCUACCUUCUAGAACAGCCGAAUCUCUGCGUCGCAACCUUAAUUAAAGUAUAUUUAGAAAAAACAAAAACAAUUAGAGAAACAGGAGUGAACUCCUUACUAUUAACUUUUAAAAAGCCACAUCAUCCAGCAACCGCACAAACAGCCAGUCGUUGGCUUAAAGAUAUUAUGAACGAAAGCGGUAUUGAUGUCACCACGUUCGCAGGCUACAGCUCAAAACACGCCGCCGUUUCGGCAGCCCAACGCAAGGGAUUAGAUAUUGAGAGCAUUAGGCUUGCAGCAGGCUGGUCUAAAAAUUCUAAUGUAUUUGGAAAGUUUUAUAAUCGUCCCCUACGAGAAAAAUGUAAUUUUGCGAAGACAGUACUUGAAUGUAAGAAAUAAAAUUUGUUCUUCAAAUCGA
Molecule: messenger RNA, 2350 nt
Organism: Leptopilina boulardi
Lineage: Eukaryota; Metazoa; Arthropoda; Insecta; Hymenoptera; Figitidae
Product: cactin-like
Exons: 2
Coding region: 53-1315 (420 amino acids)
Source: RefSeq, a predicted model, not a curated record